This is a messenger RNA of Hyaloscypha bicolor E, 974 nucleotides long. RefSeq lists its product as uncharacterized. Gene Ontology annotation, molecular function: acyltransferase activity, transferring groups other than amino-acyl groups. Bases 33 to 764 code for a protein of 243 amino acids. NCBI's taxonomy places the organism in Eukaryota, Fungi, Ascomycota, Leotiomycetes, Helotiales, Hyaloscyphaceae. The record is from RefSeq and is a predicted model, not a curated record. The transcript is spliced from 3 exons.
GUCAUGUCUUGCAUCCAUUAUCUGCAUCGAACAUGACAUCAAUAAGGGCACCACCAGUCGUCAAAUCAAGUUACACCCAGGUGGACUUAGUUCCGUGGGACCCGGAGUCCCCCGAACAUGUCGAACGAAUGGUGCAACAACGAAUAGCUUGUGGGUGGAAGCACGACCAGGUAGAAAUGUGGAAGUCCUGGCAAAGAGAUGGCAGAUUGGUUCUGCAAUGGGUGGUCCUGUCAGAAUCCGAUCCCGCAAGGGCAGAAAAGCUGGAGAAACAUACUGCUGCAUUCCCAAGAGAGAGUGGACCUCUUGUAGACUCCGCAGUAACCCUAGGCGGCGAGCCCAGAGCUCCGAACCUGGAAAAGAGGUUCAUUGCCGUCGGACAUAUUUCCUUGAAUAAGGAGUAUGAGACGCCUGAGCGUACAGAACCGGCAGAAGGACUGUACUGGAUCGCAAAUUUUUAUAUCUCAGCUGCACUUCAAUUCAUGGGAUUGGGGCGGGCGGCAAUGGAUGCCGUAGAGAGUAUGGCGAUUUCGGAGCCACUGUGUGUGAAGACUUUGGCUCUUAGCACGGUGGCAAAUGAAUAUGAAGCCAGGGACGAAAGGUGGGCGGCAUUGGAGAGAGAUCCACCAAAGAUUCUGAACCAGGAUUGGUACGAGAGGAGAGGAUAUGUGGUUUAUAAGAGAAACGAGAAGAUGUGGUCUGAGAAGGAUUCGAAGGGGAAGGAGUGGUGGUUUCCAGCGGUGUUUAUGAAGAAGGACAUCAGAUAGAAUGCGUCGAUAAAAUGCACCAGGAGAGUAGAGGAGCGACUGCAGGUUAAUGAAGCCAUGCAAUUGAAAGAAUUGAACGAACAAGGAGGCGAGGUAUACCUAGAGACGCUGACAAUGGCAGAGGUCGUACGAAGGUAGGUUUGAGAGUCAAUUUUCUACUUCCGCCCGAUUAUCACACUAGGGAGUUGUACUGGAAUAGAGUGGUGCACU